Sesamum indicum (sesame) is the source of this 2354-nucleotide messenger RNA. RefSeq names its product U-box domain-containing protein 11. Lineage: Eukaryota; Viridiplantae; Streptophyta; Magnoliopsida; Lamiales; Pedaliaceae. The record is from RefSeq and is a predicted model, not a curated record. Gene Ontology annotation, biological process: protein ubiquitination. Gene Ontology annotation, molecular function: protein binding; ubiquitin-protein transferase activity.
GGUUGUCUUGUCCCCAUUGCAACAAUGUCGAGUGCAUUGUCGUUGUGAGAAGAAAGGCAAACAGAAAUUCCGUUCCCACUGUUUUGCUCAAAUGGCCGCCGCAGACACCACGGCCUUGGGUGGAGGGGUCACCGCUGCCCCCCUCCGCCUCGUCCGAGACGUCGUUCGGAUCUCCAUCGCCGGAUUCUCGGGUUUUUUCAAGAAGGACUGUACGGACCUGGCGAGAAGAGUGUCCCUUUUAGCUCAUUUGCUUGAGGAGAUCAGAGACUCCAAGAAAAUUCGAGUAAAUUCUGAAGUGGGCUCGUCUUCAUUCUCCGGUUCCUUCUUCGCUGAUCUAACUCUAGCCCUUCAGGCUGCAAAAAGACUCGUGUUUGCUGCUAACAAUUUUGAUAGUGCCAAGUUUUCUUCUGAUGGGGCGACAAAGAAAAUUCUUUUUCAAUUUCAAUGUGUGACAUGGAAAUUGGAGAAAGCACUGUCUAACUUCCCUUAUGAUGAGUUUGAUAUAUCAGAAGAAGUACAAGAACAGAUUGAAUUAGUCCGGGCUCAGUUGAGACGUGCCACUGAAAGAUAUGGUGGGCCUCUGAAUUCAGGCGUAUUAUAUAGGGCAUUAUCUCAGCCACUGGACAAAGAGAUUGAUCCAUUUCAGCAAAGCAACAGGUUAAUGGGAGGCCUGCAUGUAGAAAAUAUUGGCAACAUUGAUCAUGAAGUUACAAAGAAAGUGGAAUGUCUAGCAGAAGGCUGUAGGUCAGUCGACCAUGCUUCAGACGAUGUCCAGAACCAAGAAAGUGAAAGGAACUCACCCACAUCAUCUGAGGUUAGUGUCUCAAAGGAUUCUGAUAGUGAGAAGAUCAAUAGCCCAUCCUGCAAAACUCAAGAGGAGAACAAGAAGCCAGAUUCUCUUGUAAUUCCUGAUGAUUUUCUUUGCCCUAUAUCUCUUGAACUCAUGAGGGAUCCAGUUAUAGUGGCCACAGGCCAGACCUACGAGAGAUCUUAUAUACAGAGAUGGAUAGAUUGUGGCAACACGACAUGCCCAAAAACUCAGCAGAAGCUCCAGCAUCUCACUCUUACUACAAAUUACGUUUUGAGAAGUUUAAUAUCUCACUGGUGUGUGAAAAAUAAUGUAGAGCAGCCAACAGCACUAAUGAAUGGGAGGAUAAAAAAGAGUGAUGGCUCGUUUCGUGAUGUCACAGGGGAUAUAGCAGCUAUUGAAGCUCUUGUUCGUAAACUCUCAAGCAGGUCCAUCGAGGAACGUAGGGCUGCAGUUGCGGAAAUACGGUCACUGUCAAAAAGAAGUACAGAUAACAGAAUUUUGCUUGGAGAGGCAGGAGCUAUCCCAAUCCUAGUUAAUCUUUUGACAUCUGAUGACGGUCAAAUUCAAGACAAUGCAGUAACUUCCAUUCUCAAUCUUUCCAUCUUGGACGAUAACAAGGGACUCAUUAUGCUUGCCAAUGCAAUUCCUUCCAUUGUUCAAGUCCUCAGAGCUGGAAGCAUGGAAGCAAAAGAGAAUGCUGCAGCAACCCUCUUUUGCUUGUCCCUUGCAGAUGAAAACAAAAUAAUAAUUGGUGCAUCAGGGGCCAUACCUGCUUUGGUGGAUUUACUUCAGAAUGGGAGCUCAAGAGGGAAGAAAGAUGCUGCAACGGCAUUAUUCAAUCUGUGUAUAUAUCAGGGAAACAAGGGAAGAGCUGUUAGGGCCGGCAUUAUUACUGCACUGUUAAAAAUGCUUACUGAUUCAAGCAGUUGUAUGGUUGACGAAGCUCUGACCAUACUCUCAGUUCUUGCAAGCCAUCAAGAGGCAAAGUUGGCCAUCAUGAACGGCAGCACGAUACCUGUCUUGGUAGAUCUUCUGCGGACAGGUUUGCCUCGAAACAAAGAGAAUGCAGCUGCCACUUUACUUUCCUUGUGCAGAAGAGAUAACGAAAAUAUUGCUCGCUUAACUAGACUUGGAGCAGCAAUACCUCUUUCAGAACUUGCGAAAACCGGCACAGAGAGAGCCAAGAGGAAGGCUACAUCAUUAUUGGAACAACUCCGUAAAUCUCAACACCUCUGAUUUAGUAGUUGUCUCUUCCGUGGAUUCUUUUUUAUCUGACAGUUGAUAUUACACGAAUUUUACAGUGUGCAAAAUUGAGGAUCAAAGCGUGAGCAAAAAAGGAAAAACUUCUCAUCGCUUUCAUUGUAUUUAAUUUACUCUAUUCUUGAGUGGCAAAAAUCUAUUUGAUAAUUUUACUCUGUAAUUCAUGCCCACAAAGGCUGCUUACUUUCUUGAUGCUUGUCUGAAAACAAAGGGUCAAGUCUGUGUAAGGAGAAGGGAUGUUUUGACCUUGAUAUAAUAAAACUCAUUUUGUAUUCCAUGUGAA